This is a messenger RNA of Fusarium fujikuroi IMI 58289, 1986 nucleotides long. RefSeq names its product related to tol protein. NCBI's taxonomy places the organism in Eukaryota, Fungi, Ascomycota, Sordariomycetes, Hypocreales, Nectriaceae. The coding region runs from base 1 to 1986 and encodes 661 amino acids. The transcript is spliced from 2 exons. The record is from RefSeq and is a predicted model, not a curated record.
AUGAAUGAGAUCCAGCAUCAGGUACUACAGCUACCAGGAGGCAUUCAGCCUCAUUACUGCCGACUAUGCCGCAGUUUUGUUAUAAUUGAUGAUGUAAAAGAUACAGAAGACAAAGGAAAAGUCAAGAAGAACCUGCACAUUCGGCGGACGUAUACCCUAAAGCAAGUUUGCGAAUUUGCCAAUAGUGGCUGUGUGAUGUUCUCCUUACAGCUCACGGAGCUACAUCAAGCCGAAAACGCCCGCUUCCUUUCGAUGUCUGGUCUGCUACGCGAGAUCUGCGGAGCUGCAUGUAACAAGCGACUUCAACAGUUUUAUCCCCUUGUUCCUUCGCCUGUGUUGGAGGAAUUAAAUGGCUGGGGUCUUGAGAUUAAGCUUUCACUCGAAGAUGCAAGCCAGCUUGCAUCUGACUGGCUAGAAAAGGAUGGCAAGAGUCAAGAUUUAGAUCCGAGACCGAUGAUCCUCUUUACUGAUGAAGUAAGCUGUCUCAGCAGUCGUAUAGCGAACAGACCGUUGCAACCCAAGGCUGAUCUAAUGACGGCAAAGCGUUGGCUGCAAGAAUGUUUGGACUAUCACGAAGAUUGUGGGGAUACGGUCGAGAGAGAGAUGCCUAGUCGACUGAUUUUUAUAGGAGAUUUUCAUUGCACAAUCUUGCGCCUUGAAGACACAAAAACAGCCCAGUUUGUGCCCUAUGCAGCCUUGAGUUACUGCUGGGGCGAUGCCGGCCGCAACAGAUUCAAGACAGAAAAGGAAACCUUGGCUAUGCGAAAACAGGGCUUUGAUUAUAUACAGCUGCCUAGUACGUUGCGAGAUGCAGUAAAGGUAGCGCGCACCCUUGGUUUGGAGUACCUUUGGGUGGAUGCUCUCUGUAUUGUCCAAGACUGGAAGGAGGACAAAAGCAAAGAGAUCUCCAAGAUGUGGCAAAUCUACCAAGGCGCCACUAUUGUUAUUUCGGCAGCCCUAGCGUCACAUAGUGACCAAGGCUUCCUCCAUGAGCGCGACCUUGAGUCUUGCUAUCUUAGCACUUGGGCAAUCCCGUGGCACAAAGUCGAUAAUGAGGGUAACCGAUUCGAAGAGUUUGUGUUUUGCGUUGAAGGAGAGAUUAGGCGCGUCAGGAAAGAACCAAUUGAUUCACGUGCUUGGACCUUACAGGAAAAUGAGCUUGCAACUCGCGUUUUGCGAUUCGGGAGCUCACAAAUGAUUUGGCGGUGUCCCCAUGGCUACUUUGUUGAUGGAGGAUCAACUGAGGACGAACCCCUGGAUAAGUUCUCCACGGUUGACACAGUCAAGUGGUCAUACGAAUGGACAAACAUGGUUGAAGAGUUCACUACUAGGUUCAUCGGGAAAGCCGAAGAUCGACUACCAGCCUUUGCUGCUGUAGCAGCAGACUACGCUGAAAGACACAACAUCGGCCCCGACGAGUAUAAGGCAGGACUUUGGACCUCCUGGCUGGCGUUCGGCUUGCUAUGGUAUAUCAAGGAUGUUGAUGAUGAGGCCACCUACCCGGAUAUACUAUCAACUGAAGAGAAAUCUCCCACUUGGUCGUGGCACCUGGCUCGUAGCGGCAUAUCCUGGCCAGAGACCAUACCAUACAGAGGCGACAGCGAUAAAUUCAACUUAGUUGUGGAAAGUUCCCAGGUUGAACUUGCAGAUGAAAAAGUUGAAUAUGGGCGCGUUAAGAGAGGGUGCUUAGAGGUAUCUGGAGCAUUGCUCAAGAUUCACCUGCUGGGAACCCGACCCGUCUACUCCAAGCCCAAUGGGGAAGUGACUUCAGCCCCAAUUGUAAUCCGGUGGGAUAGCAAGGAUAUUUCUUCCGAGAAGGAGUUUUUUUGCUUGGAAGUCCGCGACGUGCACGAAUCUAUCGCAGAAGGCAUAGUCCUUAAACAAAGCGGUGGGUUUUUCUAUAGGGUCGGAUACUUUGAGCCAGACCGGAAAAGUACUCCCAUUGGGUCAAUUUGGCGAGAUCGGAAAACGAUUCUUAUUAGGUAG